CCAAAACUUUUUAUCCUAACACAAGCUUCUUUUUGAAUAAUCAGGGAGACGAACAGGAGCUGGAGCAGCACACACUGUUUACCUGAGAUAUUAAGAUGAGCACAGACACCGUGGAACAGUCGGACGCUCCAGCUGAACAGGCAGGGCAAAACGGAAUCGACUUCAAUCGACAAAUAAAGACAGAGGACAUCAACGACUCACCUCAUACAGCUUCCUCACUGAAGACAUGUCACCUGACACAGAGUACUCCAGUGCAUGGUCAGCUCACUGGGGAGCUCACCUCUCUCCACACCAUGCAGCAGCUGGUUCUGAUGCCACCGUCUCACCUGUCAUCUCCCUCCCCUUUUCUGCUCUCCCAGAGCCCCACCAGUCACCAAGCUCUCCUGCAGCAGAACCUGCUGUCCCUUCCUAGCCAGAGUCAAACUAGUCUUCUUCAGCAUCAACCUGGACUGGCUCUUACUCCACAGGCUAUGAGUCGCUCUGGUCUGGCAGGGUCAUCUAUGGAGACCCACAUGGACAUGUCUCACCUGCAGAUGCCCAAACACAUGUCGGUACCACCACAGGAAGAACCCAGUGAUCUGGAGGAACUGGAACAAUUUGCAAAAGCAUUCAAACAAAGACGCAUCAAACUGGGCUUCACUCAGGGAGAUGUGGGCCUUGCGAUGGGAAAACUGUACGGAAAUGAUUUCAGCCAGACCACAAUCUCUCGCUUUGAGGCUCUCAACCUCAGCUUCAAAAACAUGUGCAAGCUCAAACCCCUUCUGGAGAAAUGGCUUAGUGACGCAGAGAACUCACCUUCUGAUGCGAUGAGCAACCCUACUGCUCUGCCACCCCUCAUGGAGGGCUACGGCCGCAAGCGAAAAAAGAGGACAAGCAUUGAAACGAACAUCAAGAUGACUCUGGAGAAACGCUUCAUUGAUAACCCCAAGCCCAACUCCGAGGAAAUAACCCUGAUCUCAGAGCAACUGUCCAUGGAGAAGGAGGUGGUUCGAGUUUGGUUCUGUAAUCGACGUCAGAAGGAAAAGAGGAUCUACUGCCCAGUGGCUAGUUUACCUGUCAAAUCACACAGCUACAACUCCAGAAUGGCAUCAGCAUCCAGAUCCUACAGCCCUCUGGCUUCAGGUGGAGUUUCAUCAAAUUCCUCUCCAAACAGUGCCAGCCGUGAAGCUUCCCCCAACGGCUUGUCCACAGCCUCUUUAACAUCUCAGGGCAACCCAGCUUCCUACAGCACACCAGGCUCCUGGUACCGCACAUGGAAUCCUGCUUCAUAUCACUGAUAUGAAACAUGAACUGUAUCAUAUGAAGCUUUUAAAGAUUUUUUUUUUUUGUUUGUUUGUUUUUGUUUGAGAAGGAUGUACACUCAAGAUGUGACAGAGUAACACAAUAUCCCUGUUAUGAACGGGGGUUACAACCACAGGCUAAAACUUUUAAUGGACUCGUGAGACAAAACAGCAGCACAAGCCGAGGACUGCGACACAACACAAAUCUGUCAACAGUCAAGCUCUCACGCAUCCCAACGGCCUCGAGCUGUUUGAUUUGCGUUCAUGUGACUCUUUACUCUCCUUAGAUCAGCUGCAAAAGAUGAAGAAUACACAGAAAAGCACACAGUGACAGAUAACAGAAACACUGGUGGGAGUUCUCACGUGUUCUUGCCCGUAUGCUCAUGGCUUGGAUUUUUAACUGCCAAGACUCAUAUAAUGUGUUUUCGAAUGCUGACGGAUUCAGGUCCACAUUCACUAAGAUUGUGUGUGAAGCUUUUCCUUACGCCAUCUACAAUGAUCUCUGUUGUUGCUGUUAUGAUGUGUUUUUAUGUUCACAUUUUAGUGUUGUGUUAGUGAAUUUGACGUAAUCCUACAUUGCGUACUGCUAGCCUGUCUAAAUAAAUAUGCAGCCAAAACAAAGGGAAUAAACUGAAUUUACAUCUGCAUGUCCAUGGCUUGUGCAAAACAGUCUUUCAUUGAGCAUUGCAAGAUACCAUAAGUGAACAGAACGGCUUUUGGUUUGGUCAUUUUAGUUCUUUAGGGAUAAUUCUGGUUUAUUACACAAUUUUUCUUAUUAGUUUUAAUCACACUGUACUGACCAAAUAAAUAAUUGAAAUCUAGGAAAAUGGUGAUACUGCAACAAAGGCCAGCGGGGGCAAGAAACAUGAUCAACCAAGAAAACUCUGUGUACACUACUCUGACAUGCACAGUAUGUUAAAGUUGAACCAGACAGUCAGUCUAUUACAAUAGUCAAAAUUUUUAUUGUUUCUUCCAAACAAGUUUGUCUAACCUGGAGGUUUUGUCCUGAACACACUGUUUUCUGGCAAAGUUGGAACUGUUCUGGGCGACAUUUGAAUCAAAAUGCAACGACAGUUGUUGGGUCGUUUUCUCUCAUUCAAACCAUCAAACCACACCCACUCAAUCCUAAUGGAACAGGUUAGCUUUGUUUUUGAGUCUUAAACUUUUCAUAACCAAAGAUGUGUUUUUGUUCUCCAAACUUUGGAUUUGAUUGUUUCAGAUUUUGUCAUGAAUAUACAGAAAUACUUAACAUUUGAAACCAAGUUUCAGGGGCUUUAAACAAAUCUCCAGUGAAUCUCAGCUUUAGCUCGUGUGUUAAGGUCUCAGUUUACUGCAAAUUAAUUAGUUUUUAGUCAUUAGUCCACCAUAAGUCAAAACUCAAAGUCAGGGAGAAAAGCCUGGCAUCACAGCCUCCUCUUGACUGCAUACCACUUCCUUCCUGAUCUUUUGCGUGGCUCUGUAGUCUUCAUGUGAUGAACUGUACAAAGGUUGAUUAUGGCCCACUCUUUUUGACAGUCUCUCAUUGGUAGUAACCAUGGUCUUGCACUCGUUUGUACACACAAAAGGUGAUUGACAGAUGUUUAUGCCCUGUCGUUCGUUGUAAAUGUAAUUCGGCAGUUGUAGUUGAUGUGUUAUGCCACCCUCUGGAGGGUUUUUUCCUUCAUGUAUUUUCAUUUGACGUCCUGUCAUCCAGCAGUGUGACUCCGCAUCUUCUCUUAGAAAGUGUCAACUUUGCUGUUAUAGCUGAUUGGCGAAAAAAGGGUGGCAAUAUUAUGUAUUAUUGUUAUUGUCAACAACGUUUAGAUUUCCCUACCCUAUCUAUGGCUCUCAGUCCCAAGACCACUGGUGCCUAGUGAAAAUGUAAAUCCCUUUUUUUAAAAGGCUCAGUUUUCCUGAUUUCCUUUAACAGCUGGGCUCUGUCGUUUUUCAGCAAACAGCAAACAACAUUUCAAACUAAAGUAAACUGUGUAUUUGUUAGGGACUAUUUUCAGCUGUGGAUUAAUACACAUUUAGUGAGUAUUUCUGGAAUCAAAUAUCUAAGGCCAUAUUUGUGUUAAUGAAUGAACAUGUGCAACUCAAUGGCUCUUUAUUCUUUAAUGAAGCUCUGUGGCACAGAAGAAUAAGGCUUUUUCUACACAGAGGAUACUUUUCAUGUGAUGUGUUGACGAUGAGAAAAAUAUAGACCUUCAAGAGACCUUCCCUUUAAUCUGGAUGUGAGGAUGCGAGUCAAGCCCAUUUUUAUUCAUGUAGCGCCAAAUCACAACAACUUGCAGCCGGGGCUUUUGUUUGAUUUGUCUCUUAUUUUGUGCUUGUUGUUGCCCUGUUUCAUACAGACACUCAUAAAACUGCCUUUCAGACCUCAAGUCAAGGUCUGACUACUCUUGUUUGUUUGCUUGUUUAGUUACCUUUGUUAAAUUAAUUUCUGUUUUGAGUGUCUUUUGUAUAUUUUAUUUUAGAGAAAUGUUUUGCAGUGGUAUGGAACUCAGCAAAGUAACUCAUGACUUCAUCAUUCAAAUAAAACCAGCCACUAUAAUUGUGAUGUUAUAUAAUGUUACAGCAGGUACUUGCUUAAAGAGUAAAGUUUUUACUGAUGUAACUGAAGCUACCAUGGUAAAUGUUAAAAGUGGGUACAGAGCCAUAUGAUCCUCUGAGUGUCCGGGAAUCAUUUGUCUUCACCUCCUGCUCCAGGGACCUAAUUCAUUUCUAUUUACUGUCAUUAAACAGAACAUGUCAGUCCUGGGUUUGACUUUCUUUCUUUUUACAUCCACCAUGGAAGUGAUGUUUUCAUCCCUGUUUGUUUAUCAGCAGGAUUACGCAAUAAGUACUGAACCGAUUUGCACAAAACUUGGUGGAGUG
This is a messenger RNA of Seriola dumerili (greater amberjack), 4136 nucleotides long. It is a transcript of the gene pou2f3, whose product is annotated as POU class 2 homeobox 3. NCBI's taxonomy places the organism in Eukaryota, Metazoa, Chordata, Actinopteri, Carangiformes, Carangidae. Bases 96 to 1277 code for a protein of 393 amino acids. The transcript is spliced from 13 exons. Gene Ontology annotation, biological process: regulation of transcription by RNA polymerase II. The record is from RefSeq and is a predicted model, not a curated record. Gene Ontology annotation, cellular component: nucleus. Gene Ontology annotation, molecular function: RNA polymerase II cis-regulatory region sequence-specific DNA binding; DNA-binding transcription factor activity, RNA polymerase II-specific.